UUUAAUUUUUAUCCGAAAGUUAAGAUGAAUCCGCAAUUUGCAAUGUAUUUCAAUCGUUUCAAAUAGACUGAAAACUAUAGAUACAUAAUACAUCGACUGAAAAUAUGACAUCAUGGCUGAGCGCCUCCGGAAAAUAGCCCAACAGGUGAAAGACAAAAUUCAUAUAUCACAAUUAAAUGCAAGUAGUAGAGAAAAGGUGGAUCAACUCCUAACCAAAUAUGUGCCGGCUAAUAAAGUAUCCGAGAUUGCUGAAAAAUUUAAGCAUGAAAGUAUCACGACCAAAGUGAAGGAAUUAGUCUCCAAAUAUGAGAAGUUUACAGGUAUUGAAGAGAUAAUGGCUAUACAAAACACUGUUGUGGAAGCUCAGGACAGGUUUGUGGGUGCUCAGGAUAGAAGGCGUGAACUCGGGCGGGAGUUGGCAACAAUUGAGUCCAGGCUUAAAGAACUGCAUGCAGAAAUGCAGAACACUAUGAAAGGCGAUGACAAAUAUCUUCAUUUAUGUACAGAGGAACAUAAGCUGAUAAUACAAGAGCGAGCGAUACGCAGCCUCUUCUCAAAAGCAGAGAGAGAAGAGAGGGAGCUAUUCGCGACGAUGUCCGCCGCUGUGAAGUUGGGCCACGAGCGGGAAAGGGCUCAUGCUGAGAGGAACAAGUACUGGUACAUCGUCGCGUCUAUAUUAGGCACAGUGCUGGGUAUAGCGGGUUCGACCAUAAACAACAGACUCAAGAUGGCGGAGUUUAGAGAGAUGAUGGAACAACAGAUGGCGCGAAGUGCGAGCGUGUUGUACUCAAUAGCGGGCGGUGGCAACACUAACAGUGUGGACAUCACGGCAGCUAUGAAAACUGAGUAUGCUUAUCAGGAACAACUUGCCAGUAAUUUAAGUUUGAUGCAGGAAAAUAUUAAUAAUCUCGUCAGUAAGCAGUCUUGCCUUAUAGAGCACAUACAUCACCAAGAGCAUGCAAUAGCAACACAAAUAAGGGACUUAAAGAAGCUUAUCGCAGCCUCUGCCCAGAGCAGCGCAAAUUCUGACGCCGAAUUGGCCAAAGCGCUGUCAGACGUCCACCACGAGUUAGACGAGGAACAGAAACACUGGGAGAUAAACCAAAUCCCCACUCAUCCAGCCAAUCAAAUUGUGACAUAUGUCGGCAUUUUGUUGUGUGUCAGUUUCAUUUUGGGAAAUAUCAUCGGGAAGGUCAGCUGAUUGGUCGGGUUCACUUUUUUCAUUUUGAGGGUAGGUCUAACUUUCGCAGGGAUAUGGUCUUGGACGAAUUAAGCACUACACGCAACCCAAGCUGUCUUAUUUAAAAACCCGAUGUAAAGUUAUUCCAAGUCUAAAAUCACAUCUACAGGAUCUUCUUUACAGUAAUUGAUAACCUUUUCAAGUCCAAUAUUUGCAUAUUUGGAAAUUAACUAGAGAUGUCGCUCUUUCAAAUCUAAAUAACGAAUAAAAAAUGACAAGUGAAUAAUCUAAUCAUAUAAUCCAACCUAAAUUGCACUCUCGAUACAAAUACCGUGCUAGCGUACGCAAUUAUACAGGACUUUAAAAAAAUCCUGUACUACAUCUUAAGGCGUAUAUUGGUAUCAUGUAUCAAAUAAAUAUUGAUUUUCAGGAAAUCAGGACAUAAAAAAAGUUGGCCUGCAGCCAUUUUAAUUAUUCUUUGCCCACACACCCAUUUCAUUCAUGUACCAUGAGAAGGGGCGGGCGGGCGGCGGCAAAAACGAAAGUUUUGUAUUAAUAAUAAACGCCCGCCUUAUUCGUUUGAGCCGCCGCGCCGCGCAGCUUACGCAGAUUUUUGAAAACUAAAUAUGAUAUAUUAUUUUUACUGUAGCAUUUAUUCUUAAAUAUGGAAAACGAAAGUAUUCAUACAAAUACAGAAUUAAUAUUUGUUUAGUUACUACUUGGAGUUUAUUUCUUAAUUUCUUUGGUUAAGUUUUAGUAAUCAGCUUGUUGUCACUAGCCGCUUGUAUAUUUUUUGUUAAUUUAACUAUUUCCCCCACGACACAGGCAACGCCUAGUAUGGGGGUUAGUAUAAAAAGUUACUGUGUACAUAUACUUUUUAAAUAUGCGAUAAAUAAACUUUUAUUUAUUUUUUCGAAAGAUUGCUUAUAUAUUGGGUUGAAAUUGUACUUACAUGUGGCAAUUCACAUUUUUUAACACAAAAGUGCACCAAUCUCGUGUCAUACUAUUUUUAUUACUGGGGCUAUUAGGCUCAGUAACCGGUCCUCGAAACGUGUCCUGCAAUUAAUUCGUCCAAGAUUAAAGGUUAGAUAGCAUUUUUGAACACCUGUGUACUCCCAAGUGUAAUAAGUGAUAACCUGUAUGAAUGCAGUUAACUAACGCUUUGAUUUAAUUUAUGUCUAAUAUGCAGUUAUAAUUAUAUAUAUUAGAUUUUAGUGAUAUAAUUUUACAAGAAAAUGUAGUUUGAAAAAUAAAUUAUAUAUUUUUGUUGUUAUUUUUUUAAUACAAAGGGUCAGUGUUUGUCAUUUUAAUUAACUGUGUCUGUGGUUAUAGGUUAUAUCAUAAUUUGUGGCUUGUGUGGGUACAUGCAAUAUGAAUACCUAAGUAUUAUGUUCUACGAAAAUAUUUAUACUUAUACAAGACAAUCGAAUAUUAAAAGGUCGUCAAAAAUGUCCGAGCGGCCUUGUAUAUAGGUACGUAUAAAUUAGUUUAAACUUGACAGAUAACAGUAAACAUUCAUUCAAAUCGACACCUUAUUUCGUGCCAGUAAUGAUCAAAGUCGCUCUAUACGCUAUACGCUCAUUGGAAGUAGCAACACUAAGUCAUGCACUAGAACGCGGGUGGACGCGAACACGAGGCAAGAACAUUUUAAUGAAGUUAUACUUCUUUAGGCGCAUAAUGAAAAAAUGAUGAGAGUGAAGUUUUAAGAUGCGCGCGCAUCACUGUAACACAAAAGUAACAGGUUGAAGUUGGUUCCUAAAAAUUUUUGACGUUUUUUUUUGGUUUUUCAUCCAUUAUUAGGACAGGCAAAGGGUUUAAGCCUAUACACCCGUAUUUAUUAUUUAAUAAUUAAUUGUCAAAGCCAUCUUUGCAAGAUUUUUACAAAAUUGUUCUUUCUAAAAACGUAGAAUAGCACGAGGAAUAAAUCAUUUUAAUGAUUUUUUCUUCGUUAGGCAAAAGAAGUUUAACUUCUUGCGUGCAAACAUAAGUACACACACUUUUUUUAAGAAGCUGGUUCCGCCCUAUUCACCUAUUACUGGGACGCUCUUUUGUAAGUUGUCUGACAGUACCGUAGUUGCAUAAACUAUCAGCUAUUUCUAAUCUGACUGCUGCAAGAUUAAUCAAGAAUUGGUAUAUGACCCUUUUUGCAGUAGGUAUUGCAACUAUGUACAGAACCCAGGCGUUUAUGGCAGUAAAGUAAAUCAAGGAGGUGAUGAAAUAUGUGCAUUUUUUUAAUGACAUUAAGGGACGAGACGAGCAGAAUGUACAGCUGUUGGCCUACGCCCUGCCCAUUACAAUGCAGCGCCGCUCAGGAUUAUUGAAAAACCCAAAACUUCUGAGCGGCACUACAACUGCGCUAAUACCUUGAGACAUAAGUUUUGUCAAGUCUCAUUUGCCCAGUAAUUUCACUAACUUUACUGCUUCACGGCUGAAAUAGGCGCCGUUGUGCGCAUGUACCACUUUCGCGUUUCAUCCAUAUUCCGUACCUGCCUAGAAAGGAAUUCAUGAGAUACACACUCCUCAUAUGGUCGUUGUAUUCUUUCACAACUUUUGGGCGAGUGAUAGAACCUUUCUUUUUUGAACCUUACCUAUCAUAUACUUCUAGCAGUUGCCCGCACUUUGCGACUACGCCUGCGGUAUCUAGUUGGAGCGCAGCGGAGACCAAUCCUUUACCUAAGAUCGAUGGCUAAGUCACUUCCCUUAAUAUACAACUAAUAUAAUAUUAAAACCAUCAAAUCGAUAAAUUAAAAUAGUAAAAUAAUUAAUGCAAUUUUCAAUUUUGGGACAAUGAGCAUUUAAGGGUUAACAUUUAUAAUAGGUAUAAUCAUAAUAAUGGAAUGCGGACUUGACUAAUAAAAAAUAUUUGUAAAUAAUAGUCUGUGGUAACUAAAAUUUCUUUGUAUAUUAUAGUUUGUAAGUGAAUUGCUAAAUUUGUAAAAUCACAAUAAAUUAUUAAUUACGUUAA
This is a messenger RNA of Leptidea sinapis, 4145 nucleotides long. RefSeq names its product mitochondrial potassium channel-like. The coding region runs from base 113 to 1201 and encodes 362 amino acids. The record is from RefSeq and is a predicted model, not a curated record. Lineage: Eukaryota; Metazoa; Arthropoda; Insecta; Lepidoptera; Pieridae. The transcript is spliced from 6 exons.